Triticum aestivum (bread wheat) is the source of this 3351-nucleotide messenger RNA. RefSeq lists its product as uncharacterized. The record is from RefSeq and is a predicted model, not a curated record. NCBI's taxonomy places the organism in Eukaryota, Viridiplantae, Streptophyta, Magnoliopsida, Poales, Poaceae.
GAUCCCGAGCCCCCGCAACCCCCGCAACCCCAAACCCUAGCCGCCGGGGAGCUCGUCUGGGCCAAGACCAAGGGCCGCCACCACUGGUGGCCAGCGCGCCUCCACGCCCCAUCCACCUCCACCCAACCACCCCUCGUCUCCUCCCUCGGCGCCGAGUACUCCGACGACCACCGCCCCGCCGUGGCCGUCAAGCCCUUCCUCGCCGCCCCCGACGCCGACGCCCUCGCGCGGGCCAACAAAGGCCUCGCCUUUGUCGCCGCCGUCGCCCACGCCAGGGCCACGGCCGUCGGCAUCCUCUGCGACGCCCUCACCUGCCCCUGCGCCCGCGGCCCCCAAGAAUCAUCCGAGGCCGACGACAACAACAACAAGGUCGUCAUCACCGCCGUCGCCAACCUCCUCGAGCCCCGGGAGUUCCUCGCCGCGCUCGGCAGCGCGGCCGUCGACGCCCCCGCCCUCGGCCUGCUGGACCACGCCCGCCUCAAGAGCUGGGUCCAGGCGCUCGCCCAGGGAUGGGGCUACCAGCGCCGCACCAAAGACGACCUCAUCGACAAGAUUGAUCUCGACAUGCUGGCCGCCUCUGAAGAGGAGGAGGAGGAGAAGAAGGCCGUGGUGGUGCCGCUGCACAAGACGCCCAAGCAGAGCAAGAGCCGCACCAAAGCCCCCACUCCCAAGGACAAGGAGGAGCAGGAGGAGGAGGACAAGGACAAAGCCGAGAUGGCACACAAGACCCCCAAGCAGAGAAGGAGAGCCUCGCUCAUGGACUCCGAGGAGGAGGAGGAGCAGAAACUCAGCAGCCAGAACAAGGAUGAGAGUGGCACUGCCCUCUCCGGGAGGCGCGAGCGCAAGAAGAGCAAGUAUCUCUCGCCGCCCUACACCAACAUCGGCGUCUUUGCUCUUGAGGACAGGUCAGAUGAUUCGCCAAAGAAAUCACCGCCCACCAGCGCUGCUAACAAGGAUGAGAGCAAGUAUAACAAGGGGUCACCAGAUGAGAAGCAGCUGAAGAAGAAGAGCAAGGUGGUGCCGCCGCCGCUUCCGCUGGACAAUGUUGCUGCUCAGGAGGUCCUGCUGCUGCUGCGCUGCUUCGGGGAGGACGUCUCUCACAAGAGGCACUUCCCCAAGGCCGCGGAGGACUUCCUUGGCCUGCUCAGGAGCUCCGUGUUUGCCGAGGGUGCUCACCAUGACUCCUACAAGGACCAUGAAUGCCCGGUGCCCAAGAAUGCUGCUGCAGACGGCCCUGUUGCUGCUGGCCUGGUUUCAGAUUCAGCUGCUACUCCGAAACAAGGCAAGGGUAAGCGUGGUAGAAAGAAGAAGGAUCAGGAUGGCAGUGCCUAUUCUUCUUCUAUCAACAACAACAACAACAAGAAGAAGAAGACGGGCGCUCUUGACUGUGCAGCGGAGGAUGCUUCUGAGGAGAAUAAGAAAGAGGAGAAUGUUUCUGACAAGAAGAAGAGGGGCAGAAAGAAGAAGGAGCAGGAUGGAACCUCCCCAAAAGGCUCUGUUAUCAACAAGAGGAAGAAGAUGGACAAAACCUCCCCAAAAGCAACUCUUGGGCCUGCCUCUGGCUCUGGCUCUGGCUCUGGCUUGGUUAUCACACCCGCUAUUCCUAUCAGGCAGGUGAGUGCUCAAGAUAUCAUGAGCCAAGUCAAACCAGGCAUGGGAGCUGGGGUUCCUGAUCCCAAGAUGAAGAACAGCUUGUUGGUGUCCAAGAGCCCUAUUUCAGCUACAAUGUCUGGAGGAGUAAAAUCAGGAGAGGAGCAGGAGCAAGGGGACGGUGGAUCCGUUGUGAAUGCUUCAUCUGACCAAUCUGCCAAAAAGAAUGAGGAGGAAGCAACAAAGCCAGCAACUGAUAUGAUGAAUGUGGACGGAGAUGUGCCCCAGAUUCAAGUUACAGUGCCUAUGAAUGUGGAUAUGAAUGUGGAUACUACUCUUAGCCAAGAUGUUGCUGCCAAACAUCAGGCUGACGUUAAAAUGCCUGAAGCUGCUGGUAUGAAUGCGGAUAUUCUUAACGCAGAUGUUCCUGCCGCAAGUGCCCACGCACAAGUGAUGACUGUGCCUGAAACUGGUGGUAUUCAGUUAUUAGAUAUGAAUGUGGAAAGUGUUGUAGAUGUGCCUGUCGUCACAAGUGUCGAGAUGGAAGCCAUGGAGCUGGAAGCUAGUAUUCCUGUACUAGAUAUAAAUGAACAAGUUGCUGCUGUUGAAGAUGUGCCUGCUACAAGUGGCUCGCUUCCACCUAUCCAUGGAGAUAUCAUAUCCCAGCCCGCCGAUGAAAAUAAAGACAAGGCAAGUGUGCAAGUUCGUGCAGUUCAAGAGUCAUACACAUCUCUGAUUCAGGCGAUGCUGCCGGAAACGUACAAGAAAGUGGAGGAGGUCGCUGCUGGAGAUGAUGAGACUAAAAAGGUUGAACAGACUAGCCAGAACAAGGCAGUUGCUGAUGGAGCUAGCCAUUCUUCUCCUGCAAAAGGUACUAGUGGUGGUACCAAUGGGAGCCCCUGCCCUGAUGCACCCAACUCUGCCCAGAAGAGGAGAAACAAGAAGCCCGCAGCAGCAUACUUUGCCAACCCAGCAGAGAUCCGGGUGAAAUUCUUGGACGGCACCAUGGUCCCCACCAAGGAGGAGCUGCUCUCAGAGUUCCGCAGGUUUGGCGUCCUGGUGGAGUCGGAGUGCGACAUAUCAGAAGAGCGCCGCGACGCGCGCGUGGUGUUUGGGAAGAGCACCGAGGCGGAGGCGGCCUACACCAAGGCGGAGAUCCCAGGCAUCUUCGGGCAGUUCGGGCCCCCCUGGGCCACCCUGGGGCUCAACUACCUGGAGGCGAUCACGCUUGCACCUGCCCGUCCUGCCAAGCCCCCGCUGGCUCGUGCCGACAUGAGGAAGAACGUGGAGAACAUGAUCUCGUCCCUGAAGAACGGUCGGUCUUUGCCGGCUCCCGCUCCCGCUGGAGGAGCCGGAGCGGCGCCCGUGUCGGCGAGCCUCCUUGCUGAGAUGCAGCGGCUCCUGUCCAAGCUCGACAAGACGCAGCCGCCCCCUGGGCCUUCGGGCUCGGCUCCUCCGUCGUCGUAGGCCUUCCCUGCCGUACUGAUGGAUGGAUGGAUGGGGCUUGUGUUGCUCCUCCCUAGCUUAGCUAGCUAGUUAGUGAACUACGUCUUAAUAUUUUCGGUCUAGGCAUGAACGCACGCACUCGCAUAUGCUGGCUGUCUUUUGUUGAUUAUUACAUUAGAGAUGCUGCCGCUGUUGCUUUUAUUAUUUCCAGUCGAGUUGAUGAUGAUGAACUAGAUGUACUAGUAGUAGCCAGUGACUUCUGUGUGGAUGGAUGGAUGGAUGGAUGGCAGACGUUAUUUUGUCAUCAUCAAAUCA